Selaginella moellendorffii is the source of this 2499-nucleotide messenger RNA. RefSeq names its product protein NRT1/ PTR FAMILY 6.2. The record is from RefSeq and is a predicted model, not a curated record. NCBI's taxonomy places the organism in Eukaryota, Viridiplantae, Streptophyta, Lycopodiopsida, Selaginellales, Selaginellaceae. Gene Ontology annotation, molecular function: transmembrane transporter activity. Gene Ontology annotation, cellular component: membrane. Gene Ontology annotation, biological process: transmembrane transport. Bases 602 to 2386 code for a protein of 594 amino acids. The transcript is spliced from 9 exons.
GCAAUGGUGGCAAGCGAGAGAAAUGCUUUAGUAUUUCUGGAACAGGAGGAGCUCACUCACCCACACAACACACACAACAGUGGUGCGAUGGGACAGGGAGCACAAACUCACGCAGUCCCCGGAAAGCUUGGCAGCCGCUUUGCUCGAUUGUUUCUCGCAAAAACUUUUGGAUGAGAGCCGAGCGAGCGAGCCAUGUUCAAGACGACAGAGAGCCAAUCAUGCCCUGCAAGCUUUGACUGCUUACUUCCGUCUUGCAACCAUCUUCGUUCCAUACAAGGAAAGGAGAAAAAAUGAGAAGAAGCAUUCUCUCGGCUGGGGGACUGGGAGGAAAAUAAUUCACACGACCAAAUCCCUGUGGCCGAAUGGAAUCGGAGUUUAGUGUUCCUGUUCACAACGAAUUGGUGGCCACAUAUUCCCAUGUACCGAUGCACCUUUAUUUGUUUCAGGUUUUGGAGUGACUCUUCCAAGCAAGCAAGCAAGCGCUUCUAGUUCUCACAUGCCGCUUUCAUCUUUCCUUGCACAUAUCGGAUGUGGAGUCCAACUGGCUCCAAGUUCGGAAUGAUUCAAGGCUCAGACAUCUGCCGGGCGUGUCGCGCACUUCAUGCAGCUACAAGAUCGCUGUGAGAUCCUUGGCAGCCAAAACUUGGAAAUGAAGAAAUCCUCGGAGUCGCAGGAAAUCCUACAAAAUGGAUCCAUGGACUACAAGAGGAGGCCGGCUGUGAAAUGCCAAACCGGUGGCUGGAAGUCGGUGAUCCUCAUACUAGGAACCGAGCUCUGCGAGAGGCUUGCCACUCUCGGAAUCGGUCUCAACCUCAUCACCUAUUUGGUCACCGAGUUGCAUCUCUCACCAUCGCAAGCUCCAAACAUCGUGACCAACUUCCUCGGCACGUCCUACGUGUGCUGCCUGAUCGGAGGAUUCGUGGCCGACACUUGCCUUGGCCGGUUCUGGACAAUCGUGAGCUUCUCCUUCGUACAGUUCAUGGGAAUGCUGCUUCUCACACUCUCCGCCGGCAUUCCGUCGCUAAGGCCUUCCAAGUGCAAUGCCGAGGACUACAAAACUUGCCAGCCAGCUCGAGGCAUGGAACUGGCGGUGCUCUACAUGGCCUUGUAUAUGACCGCUCUUGGGACGGGAGGCAUCAAGGCAUGCGUGUCCGCCUUUGGAGCCGACCAGUUCGACGACUCGGAUGCCAAGGAGAGGCGCAGCAUGGGGCAUUUCUUCAACUGGUUCUUCGUGGCGAUAUCCAUCGGAACUCUCCUGGCGGUGACGGUGCUCAUUUACAUCCAGGACAACGUCGGGAGGAGCUGGGGAUAUGGCAGCAGCGCAGGCUCCAUGUUCAUGGCGAUAUGCGUCUUCCUCGCCGGGACGCCACUCUAUCGCUACAGAGCUCCCAACGGGACGUCCAUCGUCUCCAUUGCGCACGUCCUGGUAGCCGCAUUUCGCAAGCGACACGGCAUUCCAGGAGACGAGAAAGAUUUAUACGAGGAUCCGGGGCAGCAGAGUGCCAGAUUCACUAGAACCAGUGGCUUGAGCUUUUUGGACAAGGCCGCAAUCGUGGAGACCGGAAGUAGCAGCGAGAAGCAGAGCCCCUGGAGGCUGUGUAGCGUCACCAAGGUGGAGCAAGUGAAGAUGCUGAUCCGGAUCCUGCCGAUAUGCGCCACCUCCGUGCUCGUGUACACGGUCUUCGCGCAGAUGACGACGCUGGCGGUGGAGCAGGGUGCUACCAUGCACAGGAACCUCGGCAAGCACUUCAAGUUCCCUCCGGCAUCGCUGGGAGUGUUCGUCCAGCUGAGCGUGAUCAUCGCCACCCCUCUCUACGACCAAGUCUUCCUCCCGGCCGUGAAGCUCCUGCGGCGGAACCAGAUCACCAUGCUGCAGCGCAUCGGUGGCGGGAUGAUCUUCUCGUGCCUGGCGAUGGUGAUCGCGGCGAUGGUGGAGAGGAAGCGGCUGGCAUUGGCGAGGGAGCACGGGCUGCUCGAUCGACCAAAGGCCACAGUACCGAUGAGCAUCUUCUGGCUGGUCCCCCAGUACGCGCUGGUUGGAGUGAGCGAGGUGUUCACUUACAUCGGCCAGCUCGAGUUCUUCUACAGCCAGUCACCCGAGGAGAUGCGCAGCAUGGCCACCGGGAUGUUCAUGAGCACCAUCUCGGUGGGCUUCUUCGCGAGCUCCUUUCUGGUGGCCACCAUCAACAGGGUGACGGGGGGGAGCGGCCAUGGCUGGAUCUCCAACAACAUCAACAGGGGGAGGAUUGACAACUUCUACUGGAUGCUCGCGGUGCUCAGCCUGGGGAACCUCGCCAUCCACAUUGCCUGCGCGACUUGCUACAAGUACAGGGCUCUUCCAGUGGCUCCCCCUCCUCGUGUCGCUGAUGCUGCUCAAGAGGCUUGAAGUUACGCUCGCUCGAGAGACAAAGAAGGCCUUUUUCUUAAGAAAGGAACUAUACAUACGACAAAGGAACUAUACAUACAUUCAUACAGUCUUAUAUGAGAGAGAUUUUAUUC